Molecule: messenger RNA, 8272 nt
Organism: Gorilla gorilla gorilla (western lowland gorilla)
Lineage: Eukaryota; Metazoa; Chordata; Mammalia; Primates; Hominidae
Product: zinc finger protein 729
Exons: 4
Coding region: 123-3881 (1252 amino acids)
Biological process (GO): regulation of DNA-templated transcription
Cellular component (GO): nucleus
Source: RefSeq, a predicted model, not a curated record
CCGAGAUGUGGCGGGGCCGUUGUUUCUCGUUGUAGCCGCAGUUCCCGGUCUCGUCUUCACUGCUGUGUGUCCUCAGCCUCUGUGACCCUGUAACCUGCGGUAUUGGAAGAUCCUCAGCUAACAUGCCAGGUGCCCCCGGCAGCCUAGAAAUGGGACCAUUGACAUUUAGAGAUGUGACCAUAGAAUUCUCUCUGGAGGAGUGGCAAUGCCUGGACACGGUUCAGCAGAAUUUAUAUAGGGAUGUUAUGUUAGAGAACUACAGAAACCUGGUCUUCCUGGGUAUGGCUGUCUUUAAGCCAGACUUGAUAACUUGUCUGAAGCAAGGGAAAGAGCCUUGGAAUAUGAAGAGACAUGAGAUGGUAACUAAACCCCCAGUUAUGCGUUCUCAUUUUACACAAGACCUUUGGCCAGAUCAGAGCACAAAAGAUUCUUUCCAAGAAGUAAUACUGAGAACAUAUGCAAGAUAUGGACAUAAGAAUUUACGAUUAAGAAAAGAUUGUAAAAGUGCCAAUGAGGGUAAGAUGCACGAAGAAGGUUAUAAUAAACUUAACCAAUGUAGGACAACUACCCAGAGAAAAAUAUUUCAGUGUAACAAAUAUAUGAAAGUCUUUCAUAAAUAUUCAAAUAGAAAUAAGGUUAGACACACUAAAAAGAAAACUUUCAAAUGUAUAAAAUGUAGCAAAUCAUUUUUCAUGCUUUCAUGCUUAAUUCAACAUAAGAGAAUUCAUAUUAGACAGAAUAUCUAUAAAUGUGAAGAACGUGGCAAAGCCUUUAAAUCGUUCUCAACCCUUACUAAACAUAAGAUAAUUCAUACUGAAGACAAACCUUACAAAUCUAAGAAAUGUGGCAAUGCCUUUAAAUUUUCUUCAACAUUCACUAAACAUAAGAUAAUUCAUACUGGAGAGACACCCUUCAGAUGUGAAGAAUGUGGCAAAGCUUUUAACCAGUCCUCAAAUCUUACUGACCAUAAGAGAAUUCAUAGUGGAGAGAAAACCUACAAAUGUGAAGAAUGUGGCAAAGCUUUUAAGGCAUCCUCAAAUUUUAAUGCACAUAAGGUAAUUCAUACUGCAGAGAAACCCUACAAAUGUGAAGAUUGUGGCAAAACUUUUAACCAUUUCUCAGCCCUUAGAAAACAUAAGAUAAUUCAUACUGGAAAGAAACCCUACAAGUGUGAAGAAUGUGGCAAAGCUUUUAGCCAGUCCUCAACCCUUAGAAAACAUGAGAUAAUUCAUACUGGAGAGAAACCCUACAAAUGUGAAGAAUGUGGUAAAGCUUUUAAGUGGUCUUCAAAACUUACUAUACAUAAGGUAGUUCAUACUGGAGAGAAACCCUACAAAUGUGAAGAAUGUGGCAAAGCUUUUAGCCAGUUCUCAACCCUUAAAAAACAUAAGAUAAUUCAUACUGGAAAGAAACCCUACAAAUGUGAAGAAUGUGGCAAAGCUUUUAACAGUUCCUCAACCCUUAUGAAACAUAAGAUAAUUCAUACUGGGGAGAAACCGUACAAAUGUGAAGAAUGUGGCAAAGCUUUUAGGCAAUCCUCACACCUUACUAGACAUAAAGCCAUUCAUACUGGAGAGAAACCCUACAAAUGUGAAGAAUGUGGCAAAGCUUUUAACCAUAUAUCAGACCUUAGAAGACAUAAGAUAAUUCAUACUGGAAAGAAACCCUACAAAUGUGAAGAAUGUGGGAAAGCUUUUAGCCAGUCCUCAACUCUUAGAAACCAUCAGAUAAUUCAUACUGGAGAGAAACCCUACAAAUGUGAAGAAUGUGGCAAAGCUUUUAAGUGGUCAUCAAAACUUACUGUACAUAAGGUAAUUCAUACUGGAGAGAAACCCUGCAAAUGUGAAGAAUGUGGCAAAGCUUUUAAGCAUUUCUCAGCCCUCAGGAAACAUAAGGUAAUUCAUACUAGGGAGAAAUUGUACAAAUGUGAAGAAUGUGGCAAAGCUUUUAACAAUUCCUCAAUCCUUGCUAAACAUAAGAUAAUUCAUACUGGGAAGAAACCGUACAAAUGUGAAGAAUGUGGCAAAGCUUUUAGGCAAUCCUCACACCUUACUAGACAUAAAGCAAUUCAUACUGGAGAGAAACCUUACAAAUGUGAAGAAUGUGGCAAAGCUUUUAGCCAUUUCUCAGCCCUUAGAAGACAUAAGAUAAUUCAUACUGGAAAGAAACUGUACAAGUGUGAAGAAUGUGGCAAAGCUUUUAGCCAUUUCUCAGCCCUUAGAAGACAUAAGAUAAUUCAUACUGGAGAGAAACCCUACAAAUGUGAAGAAUGUGGUAAAGCUUUUAAGUGGUCAUCAAAACUUACUAUACAUAAGGUAAUUCAUACUGCAGAGAAACCCUGCAAAUGUGAAGAAUGUGGCAAAUCUUUUAAGCAUUUCUCAGCCCUUAGAAAACAUAAGGUAAUUCAUACUAGGGAGAAAUUGUACAAAUGUGAAGAAUGUGGCAAAGCUUUUAACAGUUUCUCAGCCCUUAUGAAACAUAAGGUAAUUCAUACUGGAGAGAAACCCUACAAGUGUGAAGAAUGUGGUAAAGCUUUUAAGUGGUCCUCAAAGCUUACUGUACAUAAAGUAAUUCAUACUGGAGAGAAACCCUGCAAAUGUGAAGAAUGUGGCAAAGCUUUUAAGCAUUUCUCAGCCCUUAGAAAACAUAAGGUAAUUCAUACUGGAAAGAAACCCUACAAAUGUGAAGAAUGUGGCAAAGCUUUUAGCCAAUCCUCAGCCCUUAGAAAACAUGAGAUAAUUCAUAGUGGAGAGAAACCAUACAAAUGUGAAGAAUGUGGUAAAGCUUUUAAGUGGUUGUCAAAACUUACUGUACAUAAGGUAAUUCAUACUGCAGAGAAACCCUGCAAAUGUGAAGAAUGUGGCAAAGCUUUUAAGCAUUUCUCAGCCCUUAGAAAACAUAAGAUAAUUCAUACUGGAAAGAAACCCUACAAAUGUGAAGAAUGUGGCAAAGCUUUUAAUGAUUCCUCAACCCUUAUGAAGCAUAAGAUAAUUCAUACUGGGAAGAAACCAUACAAAUGUGCAGAAUGUGGCAAAGCUUUUAAGCAAUCCUCACAUCUUACUAGACAUAAAGCAAUUCAUACUGGGGAGAAACCCUACAAAUGUGAAGAAUGUGGCAAAGAUUUUAACAAUUCCUCAACCCUUAAGAAACAUAAGCUAAUUCAUACUAGGGAGAAAUUGUACAAAUGUGAAGAAUGUGUCAAAGCUUUUAACAAUUUCUCAGCCCUUCUGAAACAUAAGAUAAUUCAUACUGGGGAGAAACCCUACAAAUGUGAAGAAUGUGGUAAAGCUUUUAAGUGGUCCUCAAAACUUACUGAACAUAAGGUAAUUCAUACUGGAGAGAAACCCUGCAAAUGUGAAGAAUGUGACAAAGCUUUUAAGCAUUUCUCAGCCCUUAGAAAACAUAAGGUAAUUCAUACUGGAAAGAAACCCUACCAAUGUGACGAAUGUGGCAAAGCUUUUAACAAUUCCUCAACCCUUACGAAACAUAAGAUAAUUCAUACUGGGGAGAAACCCUACAAAUGUGAAGAAUGUGGCAAAGCCUUUAGUCAGUCCUCAAUCCUUACUAAACAUAAGAUAAUUCAUUCUGUAGAGAAACCCUACAAAUGUGAAGAAUGUGGCAAAGCCUUUAACCAGUCCUCACACCUUACUAGACACAAAACAAUUCAUACUGGAGAGAAACCCUACAAAUGUGAAGAAUGUGGCAAAGCUUUUAUUCAGUGCUCAUACCUUAUUAGACAUAAAACAAUUCAUACCGGAGAGAAACCUACAAAUGUGAAGAAAGUACCAAAGCUUUUAAGCAAUCCUCACACCUUACUAGACAAAACAAUUCAUACUGGAGAGAAACCCUACAAAUGUGAAGAAUGUGCCAAAGCUUUUUAACCGUCCUUCGACCCUUACUAAACAUUUGAUAAUUCAUACUGGGGAGAAACCUUAAAAAUGUGAAUAAUGUGGCAGAGCUUUCAACCAUUUUAUAAACCUUAAUACACAUAGGAUAAUUUAUACUAGAGACAGACCCUGCAUAUGUGAAGAAUGUGGCAAAGCUUUUAACCAGUCCUCAAGCCUUACUAGACAUAAAACAAUUCAUACUGGAGAGAAACCCUACAAAUGUAAAGAAUGUGGCAAAACUUUUUUUUUUUUUUUAUACUUUAAGUUCUAGGGUACAUGUGCACAAUGUGCAGGUUUGUUACAUAGGUAUACAUGUGGCAUGUUGGUUUGCUGCACCCAUCAACUCGUCAUUUACAUUAGGUAUUUCUCCUAAUGCCAUCCCUCCCGCCGCCCCCCACCCCCUGACAGGCCUGGGUGUGUGAUGUUCCCCACCCUAUGUCCAGGUGUUCUCAUUGUUCAAUUUGCACCUAUGAGUGAGAACAUGUGGUGUUUGGUUUUCUGUUUUUAUGAUAGUUUGCUGAGAAUGAUGGUUUCCAGCUUCAUCCAUGUCCUUCCAAAGGACAUGAACUUAUCCUUUUUUAUGGCUGCAUAGUAUUCCAUGGUGUAUAUGUGGAAUGUGGCAAAACUUUUAACCAAUCCUCAAACCUUACUAGACAGAAAACAAUUCAUACUGGAGAUAAACCCAUCAAAUGUGAAGAAUGUGGCAAAGCCUUUAACCAGUCCUCGCAGCUUAAAUAUGCAUAAGAUAAUUGAUACUGAAGGAAAACUCUACAAAUAUCAUAAAUGUGGCAUAGCUUCUAACCAUUGCUCAGCUUUUACUCAAAAUGAGAGAAUUCCUAAAGAAGAUAAACUCCACGAAUGUGAAUAAUAUGGCAAAGCUUUUGACCAGUCCUCAAAUCUUACUGAACAUAAGAUAAUUCAUGCUAGAGACAAACACUACAAAUGUGAAGAAUGGGCAAAGCUUUUAACCAGUUCUCAAACCUUACUCAAAAUAAUUUAUAGUGGAGAGGAACGCUACAAAUGCAAAGGAUUUGGCAAAACUUUUAAGUGUUUCUCAAAACUUACUGAACAUAAGAUAAUUCAUACUAGAGAGAUGCUUUACAAAUGUGAAGAAUGUGGCAGAACUUCUAACGGGUUCUCAAAACUUACUGAAUAUGAGAUAAUUUAUAUUAGAGAGAAACCCUACAAAUGUGAAGAAUGUGGCAAAGCUUCUAACGGGUUCUCAAAUCUUACUGAACAUAAGAUAAUACUAAAGAGAAACCCUAAAAAUAUAAAAAAUGUGACAAAGCUUUUAACUGGUUUUGAGACCUUACUCAAAAUAAGAUAGUUUAUACUGAAGACAAACUCUAUAAAUGUGAAGAGUGUGCCAAUGCUUUUAAUCAAUUCUCAAACUUUACUAGACAUAAGAAAAUUCAUACUGGAGAAAAACCCUACAAAUGUGAAGAAAGUGGGAACACUUUUAGCCAGUCCUCAACUCUUACUAAACAAGAUAAUUCAAUGGGAGAGAAACCCUACAAAUGUGAAUAAUGUUAUAACCAUUCUAUUUAUGUGUUUACAUGUUUAAUGUUGAAAUAAUGUUUAUUUUUCAUAUUGAUAUUACAAUUUGGAGACAUUUUUCACUCACAAUUUUUGAAGCGGGUGAAUUUCAGUCUACAGUUUUUAUUUUUAGUCACCUCACUGUAGGCAACUCUGGUAAUUUUCUCUGGAAAAAUUUUGGAAACGAAGUUGUAACGGCUUUCAGGUUAAAACAUUUCCUGUUAUUUUGCAUGCAAACUUGUUUACAGUGUUCAAACAGUGGCCAAUCUUUAGGUCAUAAACAACACCUACCCUUUUAAUGUCUUUCAUACCUUUGCAAUUAGCACCAGAAACUUCUGCUGUCUUAAACUUAAAAUAAAAGCCCUAAUGUACGUUGGCUCCUCCCAUGCACGGUACUGAGUUCAGAACAUGCUGUUAAAUGUCAGAGUUCCUAUGGUUAUGACUGAAAAAUUAAAUGACAAGACAGCACAAAACUAUAUACGUUUGAUACCAUUUAGCCAAGUUAAUGACAAAGACAGAGAAUAUUUGAAAAAAUUGAUACCCUUCUAUAAUGUUUUAAAUAUAUAUUUUUCAACUUGACAGAUAAAGCAUGUAUUCUGUAAAACAUGAUGUUUUGAAGUAUAUAUAUACAUUGUCAAACUCUUAAUUUUAGGUAAUUAAUGCUGUACCUCACAUAGUUAACAUUUUUGUGGUGAGAGCACAUGACAUUGUCCUAGCAUUAUUCAAAAAUACAUUACUAUUAACUACAGACACCAUGCUGUACAACAAGUCUUUUGAAUAUAUUACUUCUAUCUAACUAUAAUUAUGUAUUAUUCUUUGACAAACAUCUUUCUAAAGCCCUCUUUUAAAUACCUUGGCGUCCGGUGGUUACAAUUUUAUUCUCUGCUUCAGUGAAUUUAAGUUUUAUAUCAUUCAUGUUUAGGUGAAAUCAUAAAAUUUUCUUUCUGUUCCUGGCUUAUUAAAAGAUAAAUAGAUAAAUUUUGUAUAUAUACUACUUUGUCAGUAUUUAAUCAUUAGAUGUUGAACUGUUGAUUCUAUAUUUUGGCUAUUAUGAAGAGUGUUGCAGACAACAUAGAAAUACAAAUAUUUCUCAUUCUGAUUUCAUUUGUUUUUAAAUAUAUAUAUAUCCAAUAGUGAAAUUGCUGUAUUAUAUGGCAGUUUUAUUUUAAAUUUAUUGAGAAAUCUCUAUUUCUGUUUUCAUAAUGGCUGUUCUCAUUUACACUCAAACUAGCAGUGUGCAAGCAUUCCUUUUACUUCACAUCUUUACCAACACUUUUUUCUUUUUAAUAAGAGUCAUUCUAAUAUGAGUGACUUUUUAUCUCAUAGAUUUUUUGGCUUGCCUUUCUCUGAUAAUAAGUGACAUUGAGCAUUUUAAAAUAUCUCUUGGCCAUAUGUAUGUCUUUUUAAAAUAUUAAGCCUUUUGCUCAUUUUUCAUAGUUAUUUGUUUUUUAUUGUAUAGUCACUUUCUUACAUAAUCUUGAUAUUCACCCCUUGUCACAAGUAUGGUUUGCAAAAAUGUUCUCCCAUUUGGCUUGUUGAUUAUAUCAGAUUCUGUGCAGCAACUUUUUAAUAUGAAGUAAUCUGACUCAUCUAUUUUUCCUUUAGUUGCCUGGGAUUUUGAGGUUAAAUAAAAAAAAAUCACUGCCGAAACGAAUGUUACGGGGCUUUCAGUCUAUAUUUUUUGUAGUAGUUUCAGAGUUUCAGGCCUUACAUUUAAGUAUUUAAUAUAUUUUCAGUUGAUUUAUAUAUAUGGAGUAAGAUGAGAGACUCAUUGCUCUGCAUGUGGCUAUAGUUUUCUCAACACUAUUUAUUGAAGAUACUGUCAUUUUCCUAAGAAAUUGUCACCUAUAUAAAAAAUCAGUUAGCUUUAAAUACAUGGAUAUAUUUCUUGUCUCUUGUGCUCCAUUGCCCUGUGUGACUCAUUUUGUUCAAGUACCAUACUGUUUUCAUUACUAUAGCUUUGCAGUAUAUUUCAAAGUCAGGUAGGAUGAUACCUUUAGCCUUUCUUUUUUGCUUGAAUGCUUCUGCUAUUCAGGGUCUUUUGUCAUAUCAUAUAAAUUUUAGGGUUUUUGUUUGUUUUUGUUUUAUUUUAGACAGAGUUUCACUCUUUUCACCCAGGCUGGAGUGCGGUUCUGCAAUCUCAGCUCACUGCAACCUCUGCCCUCAGGUUCAAGUGAUUCUCCUGCCUCAGCCUCCUGAGUAGCUGGGAUUACAGGCACGCACCACCAUGCUGGGCUAAUUUUUUGUUGUUGUUGUUGUUGUUGUUGUUGUUUUAAAAAUGUGUGUUUUUUUUAAUAGUAUUUAUUGAUCAUUCUUGGGUGUUUCUCAGAGAGGGGGAUUUGGCAGGGUCAUAGGACAAUAGUGGAGGGAAGGUCAGCAGAUAAACAUGUGAACAAGGGUCUCUGGUUUUCCUAGGCAGAGGACCCUGUGGCCUUCCACUGUGUUUGUGUCCCUGGGUACUUGAGAUUAGGGAGUGGUCAUGACCCUUAAGGAGCAUGCUGCCUUCAAGCAUCUGUUUAACAAAGCACAUCUUGCACCGCCCUUAAUCCAUUUAACCCUGAGUGGACACAGCACAUGUUUCAGAGAGCAUGGGGUUGGGGGUAAGGUUAUAGAUUAACAGCAUCCCAAGGCAGAAGAACUUUUCCCAGUACAGAACAAAAUGGAGUCUCCCAUGUCUACCUCUUUCCACACAGACACAGCAACAAUCCCAUCUCUCUCUUCCCCACAUUUCCCCCUUUUCUAUUCGACAAAACUGCCAUCGUCAUCAUGGCCCGUUCUCAAUGAGCUGUGCAGUACACCUCCCAGACGGGGUGGCGGCUGGGCAGAGGGGCUCCUCACUUCCCAGACGG